Messenger RNA from Stereum hirsutum FP-91666 SS1, 435 nucleotides. RefSeq lists its product as uncharacterized. Lineage: Eukaryota; Fungi; Basidiomycota; Agaricomycetes; Russulales; Stereaceae. The record is from RefSeq and is a predicted model, not a curated record. Gene Ontology annotation, cellular component: cytoplasm. The transcript is spliced from 5 exons. Bases 1 to 435 code for a protein of 144 amino acids.
AUGUCUUCGGAGCAGCACAACAACCACGUCGCUGGUGGCUACAAGGCUACGUUGCACAACCCCAACACCUCCACGGAGGCCAAGCAUAACGCCUCACAGAAACUCGAAGAGCUCGGUCAGACCGGCGGCUCCACCGCACGCAACCACACCAGCCACACCGGUGGUCUCCCCGACCAGAGUCAACAUGACCACCGAGUUUUGGGAGGAUACAAGGCUACCUUGAACCGCCCUGGCGUAUCCGAAGAAGCCAAGCGGCAUGCGCGUGAGGUCCUUGAGGCUAGUGGAUACAGUGUUGAGAUGCCCGAGGGCUCCACUGAGGACGAGCACGACACCAGAGUGCUUGCAGGAUACAGGGCUGCUUUGAACAAUGACCGCGUCUCUCCAGAGGCUAAGAAGCACGCUCGGGAAUUUCUCGGGGAACACAACGCCUUGUGA